Messenger RNA from Labrus bergylta (ballan wrasse), 5768 nucleotides. RefSeq names its product forkhead box O3b (gene foxo3b). Gene Ontology annotation, biological process: regulation of transcription by RNA polymerase II. The record is from RefSeq and is a predicted model, not a curated record. Lineage: Eukaryota; Metazoa; Chordata; Actinopteri; Labriformes; Labridae. Gene Ontology annotation, cellular component: nucleus; mitochondrial matrix. Gene Ontology annotation, molecular function: RNA polymerase II cis-regulatory region sequence-specific DNA binding; DNA-binding transcription factor activity, RNA polymerase II-specific.
UGCGUGUACGUCAGAGUGUGUAUGUGUGUGGAGAGCAAGUCGAGAUACAGUAGUAACCCAGAGUGAGGUGGCAGUCAUAUUCCACAUCGACACUGACUUGCCCUGCAUACAUCUCUCAACUGUCUCUGUAUCGAGAGCGCACUUAAAACACGAGUGAAAGGAGGAGAGAGUCAAGAUGGCAUCUGGACGUGUCCGUGGACAAUCCGGGAUAUAGUCUCGUAUUUCUUUCAAAUUUGGUUCCUAAGAGCGCAAGUGACUGGCCGUGCAAGGAGGUAAUAACCAAGUUGCUCCUUGUUGGAAUAGCAACAAAGGACGGCGGCGCGCAUUCAUGGGACGCGUCUUUGACAGCUCUUCAUUUCUUCGUUUGUAACUUUAUUACCUGGCAGCUGGCGGUGAGAUUGUGACUGGAGUAAAUAGACCAUGGCUGAGGCUCAGCUCCCCGACCCGCUACCGGACUUGGACGUGGCCAUCGACCCGGACUUUGAGCCCCAGAAGCGGCCCAGAUCGUGUACCUGGCCGCUGCCUCGACCAGACUCGAACGCGGUUAAACCUGGGAGUCAUGACACAGAUAUUAUCCCCGAGGAAGAGGACGAUGAUGAGGACAUUGCCACCCCAACAGCUAUCAGUAUCAACGGCUCUGGCGAGGCGGUGGAGGACCAGAGCAGCAGCAGCCCCGUGCCCGACGGAGCGCUCUCCUCCCCCGGACAGGAGAGCGGUGGCUCCCCGCUCUCCUCGCACUCCCCGUCGGCCACCUCUGGAGCCCUGACUCCAAGCGGCUUGGCUGCCCAGCAGACCCCGAGGAAAGCUUCAUCUCGCCGUAACGCCUGGGGGAACCUCUCCUACGCUGAUCUGAUAACCAAAGCCAUUGAGAGCUCUCCGGACAAGCGACUGACACUGUCCCAAAUUUACGACUGGAUGGUCAGAUCCAUCCCCUAUUUCAAAGACAAAGGAGACAGCAACAGCUCUGCAGGAUGGAAGAACUCCAUCCGGCAUAACCUCUCCCUACACAGUCGUUUCAUCCGUGUCCAGAACGAGGGAACUGGGAAGAGUUCUUGGUGGAUGAUAAACCCCGAGGGAGGGAAAGGUGGAAAGGCUCCUCGCCGCCGUGCAGUCUCCAUGGACAACAGCAACAAGUACACAAAGUCCGCCCGUGGCCGUGCUGCCAAGAAGAAGGCAGCCCUGCAGGCUGCAGCAGCUGCUGCCGGAGAAGGCGGCGGAGACAGUCCUUCAGGUCUUUCCAAGUGGCCUGGAAGCCCGACAUCACGUAGCAGCGAGGAGCUCGAUGCCUGGACAGACUUCCGCUCCAGAACUAAUUCCAAUGCCAGCACACUGAGCGGUCGUCUCUCGCCCAUUUUGGCAAACCAAGAGCUGGACGAGGUGCCCGAUGACGAGCCUCCGCUUUCACCAAUGCUCUACUCCAGCCCUGGCAGAGCGCUGUCUCCAAGCAAUGGAACAAGCAAUGGGAAGCCUAUGCCAGCUGAGCUGCCCCGCCUAGCAGAUCUGGCAGGUACAAUGAACCUAAACGACGGACUCACAGAUGACCUGAUGAAUGAAUUGCUUGAUAACAUCAACCUGGUGCCAACUGUUCCAGUACAGACCGCUCCAAAUGGUUCCUCAGGGUUCAAUUUUGGGUCCAAACCCAAUGGGCUUGGCUCACCUUCCUCCACCUCUUCUCCCUCCCCCAACGCUUCUUCUAAUGGUGGAGUCAAUGGUUACAGUAACUCCAUCUUUGGCCCCCACCAGGCCACCUCCACUCUGCGUCCAUCACCAAUGCAGACGAUCCAGGAGAACAAGCAGACCUCCUUUUCCAGCAUCAGCCUGUCUCGUUUUGGCAGCCAGACACUACAGGACCUGCUCAACUCUGACAGCCACAGCCACAGUGAUGUCAUGAUGACACAGUCGGACCCACUGAUGUCACAGGCCAGUGCUGCUGCUGUCAUUUCCCAAAACUCUCGCCGUGGCCUCAUGCUCCGAAAUGAUCCCGUAAUGACCUUCGGGACCACUGGAGGACUUCAGGGUAGCCAGGGGGAGAUGAUUCCAAGUAAAAACCACAACCAGAGCUCCCUCAGGUCUUUAAACGGAGGCCUAAACCUUGCCAUUGAGGCUAAUCUGGCAAAUGCCAAGCAACAGCUCUUGCUCUCCCCCUUGGGCGGAAAUGGCUCCUCGUCAAUGCAGAUUGACACAUCGAUCUUCCUCAAUGGGACUGUUAGCAGCAAUGGAGGGAUCUGCCAGGACCGUUUUCCCACAGAUCUGGAUCUGGACAUGUUCAACAGCAGCCUUGAGUGUGAUAUGGACACCAUCAUCAGAAAUGAGCUGAUGGAUGCAGAUGGUCUGGAUUUUAACUUUGACUCUUUGGCCAACAUGAACGGGGUUGGCAAUUUCGCAAACACCAAGCAGACCUCUCAAAGCUGGGUACCUGGCUGAGAGGGUCAGGGCAGAAAGGAGCAGAGCAGGUCUGAACUGUGUUCAAGUGAAGAUCAGACACACAACACCCUUUUUGCCAAACCUGCCAUCAGCACAACGUUAAAAAAAAAAACAACCCUGUGUUUACAGAAGACUUCCUCUCAAGAGCUUUACCUUCGCUCCCACAACGGUGCACCAUGAACGAGCCGACAGACUCUAGCGAUACUGCACAUCAGCCCUCAAAGUCUCUUGUGAAACAACCACAAAAAGAAUGCUAUGUCAAACUCACAAUACUUACAAUUAUGCAUUUUUCCUAUCACACCCUGUCUGUUGAUAUCAAAGAGACACUGCUUAUGCCAAGGGGUUUUAGGUGGACUGAGCACAUGGACUAAAUGUCAAGCAUAGAUUGAAGGAGUGCACAGUGCAGUUGUUCCCACUAAAGACGAACGUCAAAACAAAAGUGUAAAGCAAAAAAAAAAAAUCAAGAAGUAAUGGUGAUGUAAAUCAGAUCCAUGUGUUUCCUGGGAUGUGUUAUGUUGAAGAAGAAUUCCUCCCUGUUUUCACUUAGUGAUUAUAAGUGUGAAGUGUUGUUUUUCGGGUAUUCUGUUUAAUCAUACAGUAAAUGUUCCUGCAACAAACGUGUGUACAAAGGAAACUGGUGUAUUGUUGACAAUGAAAUACGAAAUGGAGAGUGGCCAUGCAUUAAGAACAUGCAAACACACAAACAGGCAAACCUAACACUUUGUUCCAGUUUGCAAAACCUGAGAACACUUAAAAGUUCAAACUUCUCCUUUUAAUGUGAUGCACUUCAGGUUCUGUAGAUAUAAAUUGCUUUAAUCGGCAUACUAAAAGUUAUAUCACAAUUAGCUGAAUAUAUAAAAAAAAAUAGUAUACCUAACUGAAAAAAUGUAAAAACAUGAAGUUUUUGGUCAUGGAUAUUUGUAAAGUUCAGGUCAGUGUUUAAGUUCAAGAAGGAGGGGGAAAGAUCGUGUCUAACUUUGGUAGAUUUCUUAUCUUCUGGUGAGUUCUGUCGAAGUUGUUAUCACUGCAUACAAUGUAGCCAAAAUAAAUACCUGUGUCCUAGAGUUGUGAACAUUUCCACACCAUAACUGGUGCUAUGUAAACAGUGUUGAAUCCUGCCCCAAGAGCAAGCCGUGCAUUUUUUGUGUGUUCGUUUUAUUUUUCCGUUGUUGCUUAUGAUUUGCAGAAGCCCUUGUAGCACGGUGAGGUUGAACCUGUAGAAAAACAGGUGGACAUCAGGAGAGGCAGGGUUUUUUAGGGUCAUUCCUCUAGAAGCCAUUUGUUUCUUGAGUAACACGAUAAGCUAUCUCUGUAUAUUGCCAAAUUACUUGAAACAGACAGUAGGAUAUGCUGGCAGCCAAACCACAGCACACACACACGCACACGCACACACACAUAUGGUAAAAAAAAUAAUACCAGGGAUCUGUGUUAGGCUCAGCUGUUUUCUUGCCAUGAGCUUGUGGGGCUUGUUAUGCAUAUAUAGACUCACUCAGGGGGGGAAAGGGAGGCUUCCUGUUAACAUAACAUCAAGUCACAUUCUAAUGGUAUUUUAACAUUUCUUGAUGAAAACAGUAAUGCUUUGUGUUUGUGAACUUGUUACCUGUGAACAUGUUUUGGGCCGUAAAGAUGAAGACGAGGAAGAAGGAGGAUAAAUGUCAGGAUUAAGACUUCACACGGUCUUUUUAUUUUUUUAUUUUGCUGUCAUAGUUUCUUCUUUUUUUUUUUUCUCUCUCUCUCCUCUUUGUUGGACUUGCGACACACAGGCACACACACAUAUCCCCAGAUGGACGCCCAUGGUGCUCCUGCAGGUGAAUUUCUGAAUCUCCUGAGUACUUGUUUAAUAUGUGUGUGUCUAUCUGUAGAGUUUAUUUCUGUUGGAUUGAUCUCACCAGGAUGUGUAACCACCUCACUUAUCCCUCAUGGUGCAUACAGCACAGUUGACUGUAUGCAUGUAUGUAUUUAUGCAUUAUGAAUUGUGUGAAAUGCAUAUAUACUCGCUGUAUAUGUCCUUAUAUAUUCAUGUAGUACUUGACCCUUGGAUUUUGUGAUACCUCUGAAGGUAAAGGUGAAGAAAUAAUGAACAAGGUUACACCCUUAACGGAGGGAAUACUGUUACCAGCGAUUUAAUUGUUGAACCAGAUUUUGUAAAAUGAUGGAAAACACUAUUGUUGUAGCAUCUGGAGACCCUGGUAUCCCUUCUUUUUUGGGGUCAUGUAUGGAUAUAUACGCCCCGCUGUGUAUAAUAGUGUACAGAUGUGUGUAUAUGACUUUGAGGCCAAGGCAGAGGAGUGUGUGUGCAUGGUUGGCUAGAAUGACCCUCUGUGUUAUCUGAGGUUUAGUGCAUGACCUAGCAACCCCCCCCCCCCCCCCCCCCCAACCCUUCAAAUGGUGCCGUCCUGCAAGAAAUUGUAAUUUAGGAGAGACACCCAGUGUCUUUAGCACUCAAAUGCACACUUCUUUUGUUUUCUGAAAUCAGGGCCUUACACUUGCACCAUCCUCCUGUAAUAAUAGGUCGAUUGUUAUCAUAAGUGUGUGAAUAUCGAUGCAGGCGCAGGGAAAAGCCUCUUGAACAGACGUCCCUUAGCUUCAUUCUUUUUUUUUACUCAAGGUGAAUUACAGAAGAUACAAGUUCUGGUGCUCAAAGAAAGCAUUGGUGGUAACUUUGACUCUCUUAAAGUGCCAUCUUACUGUCAUUUCCUACACCUUGUCACAUCAAAAAUUUCCAGAGUAUUAUCACAUGUUUUUUUAGGCAGAGGGAAAUCCUCAGCCAUCACCCGAACUGCUUUUUGAUUUCGUCCAGACUAACUGUACAGAAAAAAAGGAGCUCUGACAAGGUGAAUACAGGGGUUAUUGAUCCGUGAUAAACUGCUCAUUGCAAUUGCAACAAGGGUUCUUUUCUGUUUUGUUCAUUUCGUGUAAAAUCUUCUGGCUUUUGGAGAGUUAGCUUUCACCAUGUCAAAGUGGAGCAGGCCAUCCACACAACCACUCAGUGAUAUUCAGGCACAGAUUAUCUCCUCUAGUGCCCAACACACACACCUGCAGCACAGCUUGUGCAAAUUUCAAGCUAAGUUAAGCAAAAAAAAAAAAAAAGACAUACCACUAGAUACCUUAAUCAUCUCUUUUGGAUUAUCGUCUCCAUUCUUGUUUAGACACCCCAGCAAGCUUUCCUCUAUACACCCUCUGAACUUUGUCCUCUGAUCUUUCCCCGUUCAUUAAUCUUGCUUCUUUUUUCGACUUGAUGUUAGUGGGUAUUUUUCCUGUGUAUUCCAUUUUGAAUUGUAAUCUAGUUUGUAUAAGAAAUGGUGCGCAUGUAAAUAAAGCUUGGUGAGGCUUCACACACUCUG